AUGACGGCGCGCGCGACGACGACGACGCGCGCGCGAACGACGACGACGACGACGACGACGCGGGCGGCGAUAGGUCGACGACGCGCGCGCGAACCGAACGCGCGACGACGCGGAGACGCGUGCGUGCGGUACAACACGCCCGCGGGCGUGGGGAGGAAGGCGGACGAUCCUCUGGGGGUGUUCAGGCUGGAGUACGACAUCUCGAUGGACGAGGCGCAUCGACCGAAGACGUGGAAGCCGACGGUCACGGUGGCGGUGAGCGGCGCGGCGGGGCAGAUUUCGAAUCACUUGUUGUUUAAGAUCGCGAGUGGGUCGGUGUUCGGACACGAUCAGCCGGUGGUGUUGAGAUUGCUCGGGAGCGAGCGGUCGAGACAGGCGCUGGAGGGGGUGGCGAUGGAGCUGGAGGAUUGCUUGUUUCCGUUGUUGCGCGAGGUCGACAUCGGCAUCGACUGCAGGAAAGUCUUCGCGGGCGCGGAUUGGGCGCUGUUGAUCGGGGCGAAGCCGCGUGGACCGGGGAUGGAGCGCGGAGAUUUGCUUGAGAUGAAUGGGGCGAUUUUCGUCGAUCAAGGCAAGGCGUUGAACGAGGUGGCGAAGCCGACGUGCAAGGUCAUCGUCGUCGGGAACCCUUGCAACACGAACGCGCUCAUCGCGCUGUCGCACGCGCCCAACUUGGAUCCGCGCAACUUCCACGCGUUGACCAAGCUCGACGAAAACAGAGCAAAGUGUCAACUCGCGCUCAAGGCGGGCGUGUUCUACGAAACCGUGAGUAACGUCGUCAUUUGGGGCAACCACUCCACGACGCAGGUGCCGGAUUUCGUCAACGCCAAGAUCGACGGUAAGAAAGCCACCGAAGUCAUCACCGAUCAAGACUGGCUCGAGAACGACUUCACUCCCGCGAUUCAAACCCGCGGCGGGUUGCUGAUCAAAAAGUGGGGUCGCUCUUCCGCGGCGUCCACGGCGGUGUCCAUCGCCGAUCACAUCAGAAAUUUGGUCAACCCGACGCCGGAGGGCGACUGGUUCUCCACAGCCGUGCUCAGUAACGGUAACCCGUACGGCAUCCAAGACGGCAUCGUUUACUCCUUCCCGUGCCGCUCCAAGGGCGAUGGUUCGUACGAAAUCGUUCCCGGUUUAGAAGUGAACGACUGGCUUCGCGAGCGCAUGAAGAAGAGCGAAGAAGAGCUCACCAGCGAAAAGGGCUGCGUCGGCCACCUCGUCGGGGAAGCGCACGUUGACGUCCCAGACGCAGGGUGCCCGGUCGAUCUCGAAGACACUCUUUUGCCAGGUGAAAUGUAA
Molecule: messenger RNA, 1293 nt
Organism: Ostreococcus lucimarinus CCE9901
Lineage: Eukaryota; Viridiplantae; Chlorophyta; Mamiellophyceae; Mamiellales; Bathycoccaceae
Exons: 1
Coding region: 1-1293 (430 amino acids)
Biological process (GO): malate metabolic process; tricarboxylic acid cycle; oxaloacetate metabolic process
Molecular function (GO): L-malate dehydrogenase (NAD+) activity; L-malate dehydrogenase (NADP+) activity
Source: RefSeq, a predicted model, not a curated record